Amoebophrya sp. A25 is the source of this 1537-nucleotide messenger RNA. NCBI's taxonomy places the organism in Eukaryota, Dinophyceae, Syndiniales, Amoebophryaceae. The record is from the annotation of a GenBank genome assembly.
CAAGUAGCAACUGCAGCGAACAACGUCAAGAAUUAUUUAUAACUGCGGAGUACGCCUCUGCACAGAUGCAAUUAGUUUCUUUCUUUGAAGUGAAAUCGUUUCUUGAAUUCUAAGGCCAAUGAGAUUGAUGGAAAAACUUAAACUAUGCGUCGUCUCUUUACGAAAGAAAGUGCAGACAAAUUCGCUUUUGGUUGCACAGGAAUUGCUGCUUCCGUAACUGCCUAUCACUACUGGUCUCGUGGUCAAGAGCAGGUGGACAAAAUGGCUUCUUCAAGUGGCGGUGGGGAUAAAAAUGUUAUGGUUCAUCUCGUUGUAGUGGAAUGGUUCUCGUUGAUUCAAGUGGCUGUGCCGAUAUUAUUGUUCUCGUAGUUGUACGUGGAUCCUUUGGAGGGUGAGGAUGUCCCAUCUCUCAAGCAGCAACUUUAAAUUUUCACGACGGUUGUACACUCACAUAGUUGUGCAAAGGAACACUACAAAAGAACACGCACAACUUGAACUUGUUUUACCUCUCUUCCUCUAACCAACGCGCAUCGAAGUCGUCAUCAUCGAAGUACCGGUUUGACCCAGCGCGUUCGAAGCUGAAUUUUUCCACAAGUCAUUGGGGUUUUACCGUUCAUGGAAAAUUUACCAACUUUGAGGGAACAUUUAUCACGUCCUCGACAUCAGCAGCUUCAGGAGGCAAAGAGGAGGAUGUACAUGAUGAUGAUACGUCAAAGGCAACAUCCUCCACAUCUUCGCCUGCACUUCUUCUAGAGAUCACCAGUAUAGACACUGCGGUUCGUGCGGACUCGAUUGAUACUCAGAAUUGGCUUCGGGAUCGUCGAAUGCGAAACGAGUUUUUGGAAGCAGACAAAUUUCCAUUACUGACGUUUCAUUCUUCUUCAGCAGGACCUGUUGUAGAGGGAUCACAGGCUACACUAACAGUUCGUCCGAAAGUGCUGGAACCAUCUUCAGAAGAAGCAUUUGCAGAUGCUGUGUCAAGUAGAAGUACCUCAUCUACACCGGAUGGAGCUGGAAGGAUAUGCUGGCGUAGGAGAAGCAAGUCCUCGUCCAAGGAUGAGCCGCCGAGUGAAGAUGUCUCAACAACAAAUACACGACAUGCUUCAAGAACAUCACAGGAGGACAACAAGAACCCCGAACAGUUGUAUCGCGCUAGUGGUACAGUGACUAUACGAGACAUCCCCAAAGUGAUAGACCUGGAUGUGCGCGUGUUGAGUGUAAGCGCAGAAGAAAUUGUGGCUACGGUGAGUGGAGAACUCGACUUAAGGCUCCACAAGACCCCACUUGCUUCUCCACGUGAGGGAGUCCCGUUAAAAAGUACUGCGCUGGUAGUGCCUCAUGUAUUCGCGGGCUGUACUACUGAGGCAAGUACGAGGGCGAGUAUUUUAACGGGAUCGAUUCACGGGAUGGGUUAGGGGUAGCGCUAAUCGACAGAUACGAGUUCGACAUUCUGACUAAUUGGCCUGCGUUAGCAGUUGGGCAGAAAGUGGGUCUUGAUUUUCAUUUGGUGGCACAGAAAGUUGAAUUGAAAAAUUGA